AUGGCUCAGCUAUAUUACAAAAAGGUGAACUAUUCGCCCUACAGAGAUCGGAUCCCGUUGCAGAUUGUCCGGGCCGAAGCCGAGCUUUCCUUGGAGGAGAAGGCCUACCUCAUUGCUGUGGAGAAGGGGGACUAUGCCAGCGUGAAGCAUGCCUUGGAAGAGGCAGAGAUCUACUACAACAUCAACAUUAACUGCAUGGAUCCUCUUGGACGCAGCGCCCUUUUAAUAGCCAUAGAGAACGAAAACCUGGAGAUCAUGGAGUUGCUGUUGAGCCACAACAUCUACGUGGGGGAUGCUCUCUUGUAUGCAAUACGGAAGGAAGUGGUGGGGGCUGUGGAGCUCCUCCUGAACUACAGGAAACCGAGUGGGGAGAAACAGGUCCCCACUCUGAUGAUGGACACUCAGUUUUCAGAAUUCACCCCUGACAUCACCCCUAUCAUGCUGGCUGCUCACACCAACAACUACGAAAUCAUCAAGCUGCUAGUCCAAAGACGGGUCACGAUCCCGCGCCCGCACCAGAUCAGAUGCAACUGUGUGGAAUGCGUCUCCAGUUCCGAGGUGGACAGCCUGAGGCAUUCCAGGUCAAGGCUGAACAUUUACAAAGCUUUGGCCAGCCCAUCGUUGAUUGCCUUAUCUAGCGAAGACCCUAUCCUGACAGCCUUCCGGCUGGGCUGGGAGCUGAAAGAGCUCAGCAAAGUGGAGAACGAGUUCAAGGCGGAAUACGAGGAGCUUUCGCAGCAGUGCAAACGCUUUGCCAAGGACCUUCUGGAUCAGGCCCGGAGCUCCAGGGAGCUGGAGAUCAUUCUGAACCACAGGGAUGAUCAGAGCGAGGAGCUGGACCCCCAAAAAUCUCAUGAUUUGGCAAAGCUAAAGGUAGCAAUAAAGUAUCACCAGAAAGAGUUUGUUGCCCAGCCCAACUGCCAGCAGCUGCUGGCCACCCUCUGGUACGACGGUUUCCCCGGAUGGCGGCGGAAGCACUGGGCGGUGAAGCUCUUGACCUGCAUCACCAUCGGGCUGCUGUUCCCCGUCCUUUCCGUGGCCUACUUGUUCGCCCCCAAGAGCAGGCUGGGACUGUUCAUUAAGAAGCCAUUCAUCAAGUUCAUCUGCCACACGGGCUCCUACCUGACGUUCCUCUUCAUGCUGCUCCUGGCCUCGCAGCACAUCGUCAGGACCGACCUGCACAUGCAGGGGCCUCCUCCCACCGUCGUCGAGUGGAUGAUCCUCCCCUGGGUUCUAGGUUUUAUUUGGGGAGAAAUCAAGGAAAUGUGGGAUGGAGGCUUCACCGAGUAUGUGCAUGACUGGUGGAACCUGAUGGAUUUUGCAAUGAAUUCCCUCUACCUGGCAACCAUCUCCCUGAAAAUUGUCGCAUACGUCAAGUACAAUGGUUCCCGUCCAAGGGAGGAAUGGGAAAUGUGGCACCCCACUCUCAUUGCAGAAGCCCUCUUUGCAAUAUCAAACAUUUUAAGCUCCUUGCGUCUCAUCUCCCUGUUUACAGCAAACUCUCACCUGGGACCCCUGCAGAUCUCUCUGGGACGCAUGCUGCUAGACAUCCUCAAGUUCCUCUUUAUUUACUGCCUGGUGCUGCUGGCAUUUGCAAAUGGACUCAACCAGCUUUAUUUCUAUUAUGAAACCAGUGCCUCGGAAGAACCCAACAACUGCAAGGGGAUCCGAUGCGAGAAGCAGAAUAAUGCCUUCUCCACGCUCUUUGAAACUCUACAGUCUCUCUUCUGGUCUGUGUUCGGUCUGUUGAACCUCUACGUCACAAACGUGAAAGCCAGACACGAAUUCACCGAGUUUGUCGGGGCGACCAUGUUCGGCACUUACAACGUCAUCUCCCUGGUGGUCUUGCUGAACAUGCUCAUAGCAAUGAUGAACAACUCCUACCAGCUCAUAGCAGAUCAUGCUGAUAUCGAAUGGAAGUUUGCCCGCACAAAGCUCUGGAUGAGCUACUUCGACGAAGGGGGCACUCUGCCGCCCCCUUUUAACAUCAUCCCCAGCCCCAAAUCGUUCUGGUAUCUCUGCAAGUGGAUCCACAAGAGGCUGUGCCCGUCAAUGGACCCAGAGAAUGAAGAAAAGAGGCAUGAAAACCUGAAGACGUUCACGGAACGUCAUGCCGAUAACUUAAUUCAGAACCAACAUUACCAGGAAGUGAUUAGAAACUUGGUGAAGAGGUAUGUUGCAGCAAUGAUAAGAAAUUCUAAAACCAACGAGGGAUUAACAGAAGAAAAUUUUAAGGAACUAAAGCAGGACAUCUCAAGUUUCCGUUAUGAAGUCCUUGAUCUCUUGGGCAACCGAAAACCCCAGAGGAGAAGUUACUCCACCAGCAGCACAGAGGUCUCCCAGAAGGAGGAAGGAGAGGAGUGUGUUGGAGAAACAUCCAAAGCCAGGAGUGUUUCUUUCGGUGUUUCCAACAAAAAGAAGGACUUUAACGUUUCCGCUCUGAUUAAGACUAUGGGUGGGAUGGACAUGGUGACGGAGAGACCCAAGAGCAACGGGAUAAACAAGCGCUCGUUUGUUCGCAAUGGGAAUCGGGUUCAACGGCUCUCCAGCUCCAAGAAAGAGUCCUUCAAGAGACUAGGCCUCCUGUUCUCCAAGAUGAAUGGUCAUCUAGCGGAGCCAAAUUCAGAGCCCAUGUACACCAUUUCGGAUGGGGUCAUCCAGCCACAUUACAUGUGGCAAGACAUUAAAUAUUCUCAGAUGGCUAAAGAGCGAGAUGAGAACUGUUCCAAAAGUGAAAUUAACCUCAAUGAGGUGGAAUACAGUAGGAACAUCAGGCAUACGGGACAGAGCCCGUGCCCCGUGGUUUGUACCAGCUCCCUUCACUGUGCUUCCAGUAUCUGCUCCUCAAACUCCAAACUCAUAGACUCCUCUGAGGACGUUUUUGACUCAUGGGGAGAUGCUUGUGAUAUUUUUAGGAACCAAUGGAAAGACGGGCAGGAGGAACACGUUACCACUCGCCUAUAAGUAGAGCUAUUCAGUAACUUGCUGUAGACCAUAAUUAAUACUGGAAACUGUUUGCUAUCAC
Messenger RNA from Euleptes europaea (tarantolino), 3025 nucleotides. It is a transcript of the gene TRPC5, whose product is annotated as transient receptor potential cation channel subfamily C member 5. NCBI's taxonomy places the organism in Eukaryota, Metazoa, Chordata, Lepidosauria, Squamata, Sphaerodactylidae. Gene Ontology annotation, molecular function: inositol 1,4,5 trisphosphate binding; store-operated calcium channel activity; protein binding. Gene Ontology annotation, biological process: manganese ion transport; calcium ion transmembrane transport; regulation of cytosolic calcium ion concentration. Gene Ontology annotation, cellular component: cation channel complex; membrane. The coding region runs from base 1 to 2964 and encodes 987 amino acids. The record is from RefSeq and is a predicted model, not a curated record. The transcript is spliced from 10 exons.